This is a messenger RNA of Carica papaya (papaya), 745 nucleotides long. RefSeq names its product cytochrome c oxidase subunit 2. Gene Ontology annotation, biological process: ATP synthesis coupled electron transport. Gene Ontology annotation, cellular component: membrane. The record is from RefSeq and is a predicted model, not a curated record. Gene Ontology annotation, molecular function: copper ion binding; cytochrome-c oxidase activity. NCBI's taxonomy places the organism in Eukaryota, Viridiplantae, Streptophyta, Magnoliopsida, Brassicales, Caricaceae.
AGAAUCAGUCUUUCUUUCUUUUUUUGGGGGGGGAGCAGAGCAGUCCAAGAACGAACCAAAGCAAAUGAUUGUUCUAGAAUGGUUAUUCCUCAUAAUUUCUCCUUGUGAUGCAGUGGAACCAUGCCAAUUAGGAUUUCAAGACCCAACAACACCUAUGAUGUAGGGAAUAAUAAACUUACAUUACGAUAUCUUUUUCUUCCUCAUUUUGAUUUUUGUUUUCGUAUUACGGAUCUUGGUUCGUGCUUUAUAGCAUUUCCACCAUAUAAAAAAUCCAAUCCCGCAGAGGAUUGUUCAUGGAACUACUAUCGAGAUUCUUCAUACCAUAUUUCCUAGUAUUAUCUCGAUGUUCAUUGUUAUGCCAUCAUUUGCUCUCUUAUACUCAAUGGACAAUGUAGUAGUAGAUCUAACUAUUACUAUCAAAGCUAUUGAACAUCAAUGGUAUCGGACUUAUGAGUAUUCAGACUAUAACAGUUCCGAUGAACAGUCACUCACUUUUGACAGUAAUAUGAUUCCAGAAGAUGAUCAAGAAUUGGGUUAAUAAUGUUUAUUAGAAGUGGAAAAUAGAGUAGUUGUACUAGCCAAAACUUAUCUAGGUAUUAUUGUAACAUCUGCUAAUGUACCUCAUAGUUGGGUUGUACCUGGUCGUUUAAAUCAGAUCUCUAUUUUGGUACAACGAGAAGGAGUUUAUUAUGGUCAAUGAAGUGAAAUAUGUGGAACUAAUAAUGCCUUUACGUGUGCACCAUGA